AAACUUACGUCAUCGUUGUGGGUGGAACCCGGAAGUUUGUCACCACAUCACGGCAGAGCAGCAUGCUGUAAUAAGAGUGUGUGUACAGAUCUGCCGCACUAAUCUAGAUUCUAUGAAUUCCGUUCGUUCCGCUGCAUCUGAAUUAGUCAAAGUGAGAGGAACCCGCAGAUUAGCGGCAGCAAACAUGUGCAAAGAACUCAAGACUAAAAUGCUGCGCCUUCUACCGCCGACCUGCAACGGGCCGACAACGAAUGAAGAGGACCGGACAGAUGACGAGGUCCUGAAGUGUACAGUGAAAGCUUUACAAGACGGCCAUGUUGUUGCCGUGCCAACUGAUACAAUCUAUGGUCUGGCGUGUUUGGCUCAAAACUCUGAGGCAGUCAGAAAAAUCUACGCCGUGAAGGGACGCAACGGGCAGAAACCGCUGGCUAUUUGUGUCCGAGAAAUUCAAGAUAUUUACAAAUACUGUAAGGUGGAGGUGAAGAAGGAGCUGCUGGACGACCUGCUGCCCGGUCCUGUCACUCUGGUAUUCCAGCGAUCAGAGGCCCUGAACUCCGCUCUCAACCCCUUCACGUCUCUCGUGGGCGUCCGUAUUCCCAACCAUGCCUUCAUGAGGCGCCUCUGUCAGAUGUGUGAGGAGCCGCUCGCACUCACCAGCGCCAACGUCAGCGCUCACACCAGCACAGUGGAAGUACAUGAGUUUCAGGAACUCUGGCCUCACGUCGCCGUGGUGGUGGACGGCGGACCCAUCGGGGACCAAAGCCGCCUUGGAUCGACGGUGGUAGAUCUGUCGGUGGUUGACAAAUAUCGCAUCAUCAGACCAGGCUGCAGAGUUAAACAAGAAAUGCCCCAAAUUCUGUUUCCAGUGCCCUUUCUUCCACGCUUGAUGUGCUGGAGCGCAAAUAUGGACUGUCAGAGGACUUGGGGGAAGAAUGACCUUUAAACUCUCCACACUUCACAGCACACGCUGAGACGCACAACCAGCUCUGGCUUCAGCAUUCUCCACCAAAAAACUCAAUUCAUUACCUUUUGUUUUCAUAGGGAAGAACUAAAACUCAGGGAGAUGCUUCGUCUUUAAUCUUUUUCUUAUUUAAACAUUUCAGCUCAACAAGGUCAGCAGUUUGUUUAAGGUGAGGCCGACUUAUCCAAGAAAAAUGUUCAAUAUUUUCACUUAAUGUGAUUAAUGCGAUCUCAGUGAGCAUUUCUCCAUGGCCCCAAUGAACCUCGGCUGCAGCGAGCCGUGCAAAGUCUUUGUUCUGUGCCAUUGCUCAAACUGUUUUAUUACAUUUUCCACAUGUUUUUUUAAUGUCAUAUAGCGAGAUCCCUGGUAGCACCUCAGAAUAUACUAUCAUAUUUAUUUCAUAUUUGUAGAUAUUUCAUGUUUUUGGUGAAAUCUGCUUUAAUUGAUUGUAAAUCUGUAUAAUCUCAUUAAAUCAUUUUAUGGUGCCUACCCUGCAUUUAAAA
Messenger RNA from Oryzias melastigma (Indian medaka), 1464 nucleotides. RefSeq names its product yrdC N(6)-threonylcarbamoyltransferase domain containing (gene yrdc). NCBI's taxonomy places the organism in Eukaryota, Metazoa, Chordata, Actinopteri, Beloniformes, Adrianichthyidae. The transcript has 6 exons. Gene Ontology annotation, biological process: regulation of translational fidelity. The record is from RefSeq and is a predicted model, not a curated record. Gene Ontology annotation, molecular function: double-stranded RNA binding; nucleotidyltransferase activity; tRNA binding. Bases 113 to 943 code for a protein of 276 amino acids. Gene Ontology annotation, cellular component: cytoplasm.